Zymoseptoria tritici IPO323 is the source of this 1722-nucleotide messenger RNA. RefSeq lists its product as uncharacterized. The transcript has 5 exons. Gene Ontology annotation, molecular function: peroxidase activity. NCBI's taxonomy places the organism in Eukaryota, Fungi, Ascomycota, Dothideomycetes, Mycosphaerellales, Mycosphaerellaceae. The coding region runs from base 1 to 1722 and encodes 573 amino acids. The record is from RefSeq and is a predicted model, not a curated record.
AUGGGCUCGUUCAUUCCGUUUCCACUCGCACUCGGAGGACCUCGCAACUACAAGGACAACUACAUCUUCUUCUGGAACAACGUAGGUCUGGACCUGAACCGAAUCACCCAUACCAAUUCUGGUCAUCAAAGUGGCCCACCACUGUCAGCCAGAUAUUUGGGCAUCCUCCACCUCGCCAUUCACGAUGCCUAUCUUGCGACAUUUCCUUACAGCGAACAGAGCGAUGCAAUGGAACAAUUUGCCGACGACUUCAGGCCGUUCCUCUCCGCCUCAGCCUUCGGCACUCUGUUCAAAGCGCCGGCCAAGAGAGAUCCCGGAGUCUCUCAGUCCACUGCGACUCUGGUGAGCGACUUCAUUGAUGCGUCGAGCCUAGCCUACCAGCAGGCCCAUGGCCUCAGCCCGCGCUCCUCAGCUUAUGCAUUUGGCGCAGCCAUUGCGAAUUUGAUACUCGACCAGCUCGAAAUCAAGGGCAGCGAGCCCGGCGUUGACGCUGGCGGUUAUAUGCCAAACUCCAAUCAGCCUUACUUCUUUGACGACGAUCCAAGCCAUCCUAUUUGUGUACGCCCAAUCGAUCCAAAUGCUCCGGAACGCGGCAACAAGAUCGUUCGUCCGUAUCACGCUCCGUCUUAUGGCACUUCGGCGGCAGUCUCCGCAACAACAGAAGAUAUCAAGAUUACUGAUCCACCACUGGUCCCUUCCAACCCGCCAAGUCUGGAGACUGACCCCACUGCCGAGCAUUUGAAGUACCUGGAGGCACUCGAAGAUGUCCGACGCAUGGGUGGCGCGGAAGACCUGGCCUCGACCAAGCGACAGCCAGCACAAACGGUCGGCGCCGUUUUCUGGGCUUAUGAUGGUGUGAAUUUGAUCGGCACGCCUCCUCGCCUGUACAACCAGGUCGUCAAGCAGAUUGCCUUUGACGCAAAGGUGGGAGAUGACAUCAGUUCGGAUGAAAACAAUGCCCAGUUUGUUCGCCUUCUGGCUCUGGUAAACGUGGCCAUGGCCGAUGUGGGAGUCUUCUUUUGGCGUGAUAAGUACAAAUAUGAGCUGUGGCGCCCGCUCACAGGUGUUCAUGCAGACCCUAGUGGGCCAGUUCCGGGUGGCUCCAGUCGACCUACUUGGAGGGUCCUUGGUGCUCCGGCGACCAAUAGUAACGAGGGCGGAUUCAAGCCUCCGUUCCCGGCACAUUCAUCUGGGAAUGCAACCUUCGGCGCCGCCGCCUUCCAGAUGGCCCGACUGUUCUACGAUCAGCGUGAUGUUGUCAACGAUACCAUUUCAUACAAAUUCAUAUCCGACGAGCUCAACGGCGUCUCACGGAAUCUCUACUCAGCGUACGAUCCAAAACUGCCGCUCGAGAGCCAGGCAGGUGAUGUCCGCACUCGUGUGCCCAUCACAUACAACUCACUCAAAGAGGCGAUCUCUGCCAAUGAAAUGUCCCGUGUCUGGCUCGGUGUGCACUGGCACUUUGAUGGAUUUGCUGGCGAGACAGUUGAUCGUAAGCAGUUGUUCAAGGUAGCGGAAGACGACAGCACGGUCUAUCAACAUGUAGGCGGUAUAGAUUGGUUCGCGGCCGGAAAUUUGGGUCCGCGGGAUGGAGCCGGAGAAUAUCCUGUUGGCGGUGUUCCGCUUGGUAUGCUGAUUGCGGACAACAUCUUCGAUAACAAGAUGCAGUCGAGCGGUCCUUUGUCUGAUCUUGGAAAGAAUGUUGAACUGAGGAGGAAUUGA